Symbiodinium natans is the source of this 1347-nucleotide messenger RNA. The record is from the annotation of a GenBank genome assembly. Lineage: Eukaryota; Dinophyceae; Suessiales; Symbiodiniaceae.
AUGCGGGAUCAGGAGCUCACGGAGCUCAAGGGCCCGGAGCAAAGGCCGGCCGAGACCACCACACAGGCAUCUCUCUCUGUGGACAUGAAGGAUGUGCCAAUGCAGGUGCCGAUGGAGGCUGAGGCUCAGACGCCUCAGACCGAGGACACCACUGCACCAGACAUGACUGCGGGCUUCGAGCAGGUGGAUGUGCCGGAGACCGGGAGCGAUCUGCUGGAUCAGGGCCACUGUGAAGCUGUGAAGGAUGCAGAGGGUGGCCUCUGGUUCUUCCUCCUCGAUGCCUUCGAAGAUGAGCGAUCCAGCCCACCCCGAGUCUACUUGUUCGGCAAGGUCCAGGUCAAGUCGAACCAUACGGAGUAUCGCAGCUGCUGCCUCGUGGUGGAGAAGCUGGAACGUUGCUUUCACUUGCUUCUGAAAGUUGAGGACCCUUCGGAGCCCGAAUCGGCAAAGGCAGCAGCAAGUGCAGCCACGGAGGAGCUUGAGAGGCUCAGGAGUGAGAAGAUUCCGAGCAUGAAGGUUCUCCGGUGCAAGCUGAAGUAUCGAAACUAUGCAUUUGAGAAGCCGCUCUCGCAGGGUUUGGGCAAUCUGCCUUUCCUGAAAGUUGUGUGUGAUGCGGCUGGUGCCAUGCCGCCAGUUGGCCUAAGUGGUGACAACUUCACGCACAGCUUUGGCAUCCAGACCAGUCUCCUUGAACGGCUUUUAUUGACAAAACGUCUGAUGGGUCCUGCUUGGUACCGGCUUCGCCCGGGUUCAUUCAAAGAAGAAGCUGCAAAGCUUUCGCACUGCGCCACAGAGUAUCGCAUCACGCCGGCCUCUAUUCAGUUGCCCAAGACAGAGGCGGAGAGAACGCACUGGAACUCCCACAUGCCAUCAUCCAGCCCUCCGUUGAGAGUCCUCAGCUUGAGCCUGCAGACGUUCCAGCAGAGUGCCCAAGUGUCACAUGAAGUCCUUGCAAUUGGCUGCAGUUUGCAUCCGUCCGUGAGUCCCGAUGCCUCUGCAAACGAGUCGGACCUGCAGAAUUCUCGGCGAACUUGGGGAGCUAUCCGGCGCUUGGGUGCCAAUCCAUACCCACGCGAUGCCGAGAAGGAACUUGCUACUGGCGGCUUCCACAGCUGCAACAAUGAACUUGCACUGCUCAAUGCCUUCUUGCUGAAGGCGGAGCUGUUGAAAGAAGCCAGUCCAUCAGAGCUCAGCAGUCCAUCAGAUCUCCUCUGCCAGUGCCAGAUCAACGAUCUGAUGUGCGAUUUCUGCGAUUUCUGCGGUGUGAUUCAGCUCUGUCAGCUCUCAUCCCUAAUGUUUGCCAUUUCGAGGAUUGUGAGCUCUGCUAGCUGUGGCCCUGCUAGCUAG